This is a messenger RNA of Prorocentrum cordatum, 1642 nucleotides long. NCBI's taxonomy places the organism in Eukaryota, Dinophyceae, Prorocentrales, Prorocentraceae. The record is from the annotation of a GenBank genome assembly.
AUGGAGCAGUUCGCCCCGUCUCUGGAUGUUGCAGGAUAUAUCUUCAAGGGCAAGGACAAGGAACAGGACGAGCCGCCUCCGCCAGCAGACCUCAGUGCCAAGAGAUUGCAGGAUCUUCUCCAGAGGCGCACCCACAAGCAGAAGCAUAUUGAGAAGUCCGAGGAGAGGGUCAAGGAGGCGCGAGAGGCGCUGGAGGCGCAACGACACUUCGAUGCGGAGCUCGCGCUGUCCAAGGUUCAUCAGGACACCCUCGGCCAAAUUGAGUUCUACAUAAAGGAAGCCCAGUCAAAGCCGGUCCUCCUUGAGCCGCCCACUGGUCCCGAAAAAGUCGAUCCAGCCCGCGAGCUCGAGAUGCCCGAGGUCAUGGACAAGGCGGUGCGGGAGUACGCGGGGCGCUGUGGGCUGGAUGCCGCAGGGCUAUGGCAGGCGGCCUCUGGCAAGAAGGAAGAGCUCCAGAAGCAGUUGCCGAAGCCGUUCGCGGCCUGCGCUGCUUUCCCGCCUGUCUCAGAGGACAUGCAGAAGUGGGCGGUCAAGGCCAAGGCUGAUGUGGUCUACUCAGGGGAACUCACCUCCGGAGCGCGGGAAGUGGAUUUCUUUGCGCGCAGCAGGGUCCUCACGCCGUUCGUCAGCGCCAUCAAGGGCUUCGCUGGAGCGCCAGCGCGUUCCCACCUCCCCGUGGGCCUUCUGCUCAAAAAGGUCUCUCAGUGGAGGGGCGUGAUCCACCGCGAUAUCAAGCCGGAGAAUGUACUCGUCGUCAGGUCGAGCCCGCACCCCGAGAGCGGCAGCAGCCUCUUGGACGUCAAGAUCGCAGACUUCGGCCUCUCGAAGGUCGUCAGGGACGGGGUCUCCCUCGCCAAGACCUUCGUGGGCACGCCGCAGUACUGGGCCCCCGAGGUCCUGGACGUCCAGGAGCGCGGCGGCACCUACGGCCCGGCCGCCGACCUCUGGGGCCUGGGCGUGGUGCUCUUCGUCAUGCUCUGCGGGCGGUACCCCUUCGACGGCCACGACAAGCCGAUGCAGGACCAGAUCCGGGCGGCCUCCUUCAACACGAAGACCUCCAGGUGGCGCUCCAUCUCCGCCGAGGCCAAGGACCUGGUCCGCGGGGUGCUGAGGGUGAGCCCCUCGGAGCGGCUCCGGCUGGAGGGCUGCUUCUGCCACCCGUGGAACUACUGCCCGCACACUCGCCCCUGGUCCGCUGCCGCAGGGGCCAGAGGCCGCUGCCGCGGCCCCAGCGACGCCGGAGGGCCGGGAGCCCCCGCGGCAGCGAGGCGCGGACGGCGGGCACCCCGGCCCGGUCGCGGAGGAGCGCGCGAUGGUGCUCGCCCCUGGCACGCCCCGCGGCCGUGCCCGCCCCAACGGCGCGGCGGACGCGCCGGCGCCCGACGCGCCGCGGGCGGCGAGCCCGCCACGCCGCGCGCCCGCGGCGGCGGGGCCGGGCGGGGCCGCGGAGGCCGCGGGCGCGGGCGCCGCGGAGGCGGCGGGCGCGCCGCGGGGGCGGGCUUCGGGCGGCCUCUGGCGCGGGCGUGCGCCACGGGCAGGGCUGGCGCUGCUGCUGCUGCCCGCCCUGCUGGCGGUCGGCGGGAGGGGGGGCGCGGCAGCGGCGGCGGCGACGGGGGCUGCGGCGGCGGAGGCGGACGCGGAG